Molecule: messenger RNA, 1659 nt
Organism: Elaeis guineensis (African oil palm)
Lineage: Eukaryota; Viridiplantae; Streptophyta; Magnoliopsida; Arecales; Arecaceae
Product: UDP-galactose/UDP-glucose transporter 3
Biological process (GO): UDP-galactose transmembrane transport
Cellular component (GO): Golgi membrane; endoplasmic reticulum membrane
Molecular function (GO): UDP-glucose transmembrane transporter activity; UDP-galactose transmembrane transporter activity
Source: RefSeq, a predicted model, not a curated record
UAGCCUCCAGCGCCUUCUUCUACCCAUCCUUGGGUUCUCCUCUCGCUCGAGGUCGAUUCCCCACUCCUCCUCUCCUUCCCGGCCCCAUUCCUCGGAUCCGCCGGGGAAAUCUCUCCGUGCCGCGGACAGAUCCCGGAAAAUGGAAACCCGCAGUGGCCACGGCGUCGGCGGACUUGGGCGCGUCUUGGUUCUGGCAUUCUGCGUCGCCGGCAUCUGGUCCGCUUACAUAACCCAAGGCGUCCUACAGGAAACCGUAUCCACCAAGCGAUUUGGACCGGACGGGAAGCGGUUCGAGCACCUUUCCUUCCUGAAUCUCGCCCAGAAUGUCGUUUGUUUCUUCUGGUCAUUCAUAAUGAUAAAGCUAUGGUCGAGUAGCUCGGCAGGGGCCGCUCCAUGGUGGAGCUUUUGGAGUGCGAGCAUCACCAACACCAUUGGUCCUGCGAUGGGAAUCGAAGCAUUGAAGUACAUUAGCUACCCAGCGCAGGUUCUCGCAAAAUCCUCAAAAAUGAUUCCUGUCAUGGUGAUGGGGACUCUUGUUUAUGGUAUCAAAUACACAAUUCCAGAGUACAUAUGCACCUUCCUUGUUGCUGGAGGGGUAUCAGCAUUUGCACUUUCAAAGACCAGCUCAAAGACCAUAAGCAGGCUUGCUCAUCCAAAUGCUCCUCUUGGUUAUGCACUCUGCUUUUUAAACUUGGCGUUUGAUGGCUUUACGAAUGCUACCCAGGAUUCUAUAACCGCUAGGUAUCCAAAGACCAUUGCGUGGGAUAUAAUGCUGGGGAUGAAUCUAUGGGGCACCAUCUAUAAUGUUGUGUAUAUGUUUGGCUGGCCUCAUGCAAGUGGUUUUAAGGCUCUGCAGUUUUGCAGAGAACACCCAGAGGCAGCAUGGGACAUCCUCCUCUUCUGCCUUUGUGGGGCAAUCGGGCAGAAUUUCAUUUUCCUGACCAUCAACCGAUUUGGCUCACUUGUCAACACUACCAUCACAACCACCCGCAAGUUUGUGAGCAUUGUGGUGUCCUCCUUGUUAAGCGGCAAUCCCUUGUCCCUGAAGCAAUGGGGAAGUGUCGUAAUGGUAUUCUCAGGUCUCUCCUUUCAGAUCUUUCUCAAGUGGAGGAAGCUACAGAGGAUGCAAAAGAAGACAAAGGAUGCAUGAAGAACUGUCUUCCUGAGCUCCUGACAUAGCCAUUUUUCCCCUUUAAUUGUGGGUUGAGCCAAAGAAGGCUUUGGUGGCCCCCCAAUUUUUGGUAGAUUUACAUUGGUAAGCAACAGAAAUGUAAUUGUUACGCGUUACGGAUGUAACAAAUGUAUGUUUACCAUUAAUUCAGGUACGGCUGACCUCAUAUAUUUUUUAAAGAAAAAGUGACGGAACAUGUGGAGCUAAAGGCAGUGAAAUUAUGGCACCAUAUUCUUUUGAGUUGACCAAACGACUGGUGCAUGGACGCCUAAUUAUCAGAUGAUUCCUGCAAUCAGUAAAAACCUAUAUUCUGUGGAAAUCCUUCAGCUGACGCCCAAUACAUGUCGACCAAUGUAUGUUUGGGUUCCUGUUAAUAUCCUAGUCUCAAGUUUCAUCAUACAAGUGAGAGGUGCUUUCUAAAUUGUCAGGUUUUUAUUGUACAAAGAUAUCAGAUUUAACAUCUGUAUUGAUGUGGCUUUUUUAGGUAA